Molecule: messenger RNA, 6864 nt
Organism: Phasianus colchicus (ring-necked pheasant)
Lineage: Eukaryota; Metazoa; Chordata; Aves; Galliformes; Phasianidae
Source: RefSeq, a predicted model, not a curated record
UGAGCGCGGGCGGGCGCGGCGCGAUGUGAGCGGGGCGGCGGGGCAGCGGGCGGCCAUGCGCUUCUGAGCCGCGCAGGAUGUUCGGGCUGGAGCAGUUCGAGCCGCAGAUGAGCAGCCGGAGCGGCGGGCAGGGGGAGCGCGGCUUCGGGCAGCCCGGACUGAGCAUGAGCGCGCACUUCAAGGCGCCGGCCUUCCCCGGCGGCGGCCCGGCGGCCGCGGUGGACCCGGCCCUGGGCGCGCUGGGCGAGCCGCCCCUCCUCGGCAUGAACAUGAGCCUGCCCGGCGACGGCUACGGCUUCCCGGGCCGCGGCCCCGCCGAGCUGCACGGCGCCGGCAUGCAGCCGCCCGUGCACGGCUUCUUCGGCGGGCAGCAGCCGCACGGCGGCCACGGCGGCGCGCACCACCCGCACCAGCACCAGCACCAACACCAGCACCAGCCGCACUUCGGCGGCAACUUCGGGCCCGACCCCGGCGCCUCCUGCGUGCACGGCGGCCGCCUCCUGGGCUACAACGGCGCGCUGGGCGGGCAGACGGCGUUCGCCGACGGCUACGAGCACAUGGCCGAGAGCCAGGGCGCCGAGGGCUUCGGACAGCAGCGCGCCGGGAACCUGCCCGACUUCCAGCAGCACAGCGCCGGCGCCUCCGGACACGCCGUGCCGGCGCCCUGCCUGCCCCUCGACCAGUCCCCCAACCGCGCCGCCUCCUUCCACGGGCUGCCGGCGGCCGGCUCGUCCGAGCCCCACGGCCUGGAGCAGCGGCGGCUCCCCGCGCAGGACUCUCUGGAAUACAAUUACCCCGGCGACGGCCCCGCCGCGCACUUCGAGCUGCCCGUCUUCUCGCCGUCGGAGCCCGAGGGGCAGCUGCCGCACUACGGCGGCGGGCGGCAGGUGCCGGCGGGCGGCGGCUUCGCGGGGACAGCGCUGCCCCGGGCGCCGGGCAUGGCCGUGGCCAAGGCGCAGCCCCCGCCGCCGCCGCCGCAGCAGCAGCAGCAGCACGGCGUUUUCUUCGAGCGCUUCGGGGGAGCGCGGAAGAUGCCCGCCAGCCUGGAGCCGGGGGCCAGCGCCAGGCACCCGCUGAUGCAGCAGCAGCAGCCGCAGCAGCCGCCGGGCUUGCUGGCCAGACAGAACUCCUGCCCGCCGGCCAUCCCUAGGCAACAGCAAACAGAAGCCAACGCUCCCAACCCCAACUUGCAGGACAAUGGGCCGAUAAUGCAGAACCAGCACGCACAGUUUGAAUACCCUAUUCACAGACUGGAGAACAGGAAUAUGCAUCCCUACGCCGACCCCGUGUUUAAUAUGCAGCACCCUCCUCCGCAACAGCCACCAAAUCAAAGACUGCAGCACUUCGAUGCCCCCUACGUGAGCGUCGCCAAGCGGCCGCGCUUCGACUUCCCCGGCAACCCCGGCGUCGAGCGCUGCGCCUCCUGGGCCGGCGGCAUGCACGGCCCGGCCAUGGAGAGCCACCUCUCCCCGACGUCCUACCCGGGGCUGCCGGGCGAUUUCACCCCGCCGGCUCCCGACGCCUUCGUAGGGCCGCUGCCGCACGGCGGCCCCGAGCACCCGGCGCUGGCGCAGCGCCAGAACGCGGCCCUGGUGAUGAAGCAGAUGGCCUCGCGCAGCCAGCAGCGCCUGCGGCCGCCCAGCCUGCAGCAGCUGGGGCACCACGGCGAGGUGGGUCCCGCCGGCUCCCUGCCGCCGCCCGGCUUCGAGCGCGAGGCCGCCGCCGCCGCCGCCCCGCCCGGCGCCUACCCGCCGCCGCCGCCCGAGUUCCCGCCGCCGCCGCCGCCGCCGCGGCCCGCCGCCAGCAAGCUGGGCGCGCUGUCGCUGGGCUCCUUCAGCAAGCCGGCCGGCAAGGACAACGUCUUCGGCCAGAGCUGCCUGGCCGCCCUCUCCACCGCCUGCCAGAACAUGAUCGCCAGCCUGGGCGCCCCCAACCUCAACGUCACCUUCAACAAGAAGAGCCCGGCCGAGGCCAAGCGCAAGCUGAGCCAGGCCGAGCCCGACCCGCCGCCGCCCGCCGCCCCGGACUACUUCCCGGCGGGGCCGACGGCGGGCGGGGGCGCGGGCAAGGCCGCCCCGCUGCUGCCCGCCGAGAGCAGCCUCUCGCCCGGCUUCGCGCUGGAGCCGGCGGCCGGCGGCGAGGGGAAGGCGGGCGGCGGGCGGGGGCGGGGCCGCCGGAAACGGGACAGCGGGCACGUCAGCCCCGGCACCUUCUUCGAGAAGUUCUCGGCCGCGGAGGGCGGCGGGGCGGGCGUCAGCCCGGGGCAACCGGCGCCUCCGGCCGCGGGGGGUCCGCCGGGGGCCGCGGGCGCGGAGCGCGGCGGGGGCACGCCCCACGAUAAGCCCCUGACCUCGCCCUCCUGGGGCAAGGGCGGCGAGCUGCUGCUGGGCGAGCAGCCCGACCUCAUGUCCUCGCUGGACAGCGGCAUCCAGAGCGUGACCAAGUCGGACGGCGGCUCCCCGCACGUGGACUUCGCCGACGAGGUCAGCACCAGCUACGGCAACGAAGACGAGGUGUCGUCCAGCUCCGACAACGCCGGCCCCAAGCCCACGCGCAGCCCGCUGCUGGGCGGCUCGCCCAAGCUGCCCCGCGGGGAGCACGCGCUGCUCAACGGACAGAAGCCCCUGGCCCUCGGCCUCCUCAAUACAUCUACCUCGACCCCCGACAGCUACGGGCUCAGCAGCACGGCGGGCGCGCACCCCGGCACGCCGGGCAUGGAGCAGGUGCGGACCCCCAGCAGCACCUCGGCCCAGGACGAGAUCCACCCCCUGGAGAUCCUGCAGGCGCAGAUCCAGCUCCAGCGGCAGCAGUUCAGCAUCUCGGAAGACCAACCUUUGGGGCUGAAGAGCAAAAAGGGGGAGUGCGCGGGGCAGAAUGGGGACAGUGACCUGGGCGGGUGUUGUUCGGAGGGCGUCAAGAACGCCAUGAGCACCAUCGACCUGGACUCCCUGAUGGCGGAGCACAACUCCACCUGGUACCUGCCUGGUGAGAAGGCCCUGAUGGAGGGGCAGGAGGAGGACAAGCCCAUGGCGCCUUGGGAGAAGCCCAAGCCCCCGAACCCCAGCAAAGAAGCCCACGACCUUCCCCCGAGCAAGACGUCGGCCGCGGCGCAGACUGGCAGCCACUUGCAGUGCCUCUCGGUGCACUGCACGGACGACGUGGGCGAGGCGAAGGGCCGGACUGCGGUGCCGACAUGGAGGUCCCUGCACUCGGACAUCUCCAACAGAUUUGGGACUUUUGUGGCCGCCCUGACUUGAACAAAAGAAAUUAUUUUUUUUCCUCUUUUUAAUUUCAAAGGGCCGCUACUGCUAGGUGGACUAUUUUUCUAGGUUGGUACCUGCUUAGUGGCAUAUGGACUGGAAAGGGUUAAUUUAAAGUAAACCUCAACUUUUUUUUAAUCUUCUGCCACAGUAUGUUACCAGUGUUAACCCUUCUGCAGUUAGCACACUUUUGCUUAAGAUUUUCCUGCUAGACCACUUUUUCCCAUUAUUCUGUAAUCUUGGCAUACAUUUAUAGAUGAAGCCUUUUCCCUUUUCAUCUCAGCGUAUGUCCAAGUCACGUAUGUCAUAAUAAGACAAAGAUGCUACUUCUCCUCCUCCUCCUUUUCUUCAUUGCUUUUUUUUUCUUUUGUUUUGCUUUGCUCAGUGCUUAUUACGAUGGUUAAUCCUGAAGAACAGCAGUUCAGGAAUAAACGCCGGUUAAAUGAAAUUGUCAUCAUUAUGUUAUGUAUUGACACCCAGCUUUUGCCAGUCACAUCCAAACCAAACGAUUAAUGCUCUUCUGAACGUUCAGACAGUGAUCCUUUCCUCAGAAAAUGAAGGUUUGUUAUGAAUUAUGCUCAGCCUGCACCUCCCUCCCUCAUUUGCUCCCCAUCUCUCUGCGAGGUGAGGACAGGGGUUUGUUUGUUUGCCUUUGUGAAACGCAGAUACGGAACUCUGUCAUGACUGGGCUGGUUCAGGCAUGGCCUGGGAAGGUACACAGAUGAUUCCCUAAAUAGCUCUAACAGGAAGUUUACCUAAUAACGAAUAGUCAUUAUCUCCUCCACCAAACACCCAGGUUGCAGCAGCAUUUUCUUCCUCUGCCUCUCACUUUGAGGAGCAAGGGGUGCACAUGUUCCCAGGCAUGCUGUGUUCCUGGUGGUGUUCCCAAAGCUGUCAUUUUAUUUUAUAACUGCUGGAGAAAAAAACAAUCCCCCAAAGGCACUGAGCCCCUUCUGCUCUGCAGGCUACGAGCAAUGCAGUGUCCUGGCCCAACAAGUGUGCUCUGCUAUGGGGUUGGGCCUGGGCCCAGCAUCCAGCUGGAGUUCCCAAAGCCACUGUGAAGCUGCAUGGCAGCGCAGCUCCCAUUUUUUUCCCCAUUAUAGCUGAAGGAAGAUGCUGUUGAUCAGAGGUGUGAUGCUCUUGUCUGUGGGAGCCACCCUAGCUGCAGUGGCAGCUGUCCCAGUGUGGUCACAGUAGGUGGAUGAUUGGAGACAGCCUACACCAAGGGCCCUGUGCCCAAGGUCAGCACUUCCUGAUCUGCCAGGACCGGGAAACCCCAGGUUAGACCAUUCCAAACUUAGGCUGGGCUCCAUUUUUGCCAUGCAUGUGAAGAACGCUGUUGUUAGAUGAACACAAUAAAAGGAAAACCACGCUUUCCUGGUCUCGGUAGAUAAUACUCAUUGGAGAAGAAAGCUGGAAGCAAACCAGAUAAAAACACAAAUGGCACGGUGAUCUGACACUCCUGUGGCUUUACGUAAAGCUGUCUAUUAUUUGCAUAUCCUCUGUUUACAGGGAGUGUGAGCAGUCCCACCCUUGCUCAGGCCAGCCUGGCUUCCUCUGCUCCCCAAAGCUCAGUAGCAUCACUGGGGAGUUACGUUUUUGCUAUGAAAUAAGAGUCAGCCUCUCUUGAGUUAUUCAUUGCUUCUCUCAUGAAUUCACAAAAUGUGUCCCUUCUCAAGGGAUGGAAUUUGAAGACUGCUUUGUAUUUUUAGAUGAUUGUGCCGGGCCUUUAAUUAUUUUGAAGUCUGGCUUUCAGUAGACAUCAGUGGGGAGGGAGUUCUGCCUACCAUGCUAAUGGCCACAGCACUGUCUGAAAUUCUCACUCUUGAUCAUAUAUGGCUUCAGAAUGAUUCACAGUGUUUUGGAAGGCAGGAUUUCUUGUUAUUUGAAUGUGCUCUUAUUAACCAUGCAUGGAUUGAUUUCCCGUUAUGGUUGUGGUCAGUGACUUGACUUUGGAAAAAAUGGAGGGUUGGGGACCUUGAUUUUUAAUAUUGCUUUACUUUUCAUUGAAGCUGGAGCUGUCACUAGGGUGAGGAUUUUUGCCUAUGCUGAAGCAAUUCACUGGAACCACCUCACACGCACUUGGUUUGGAACCAGAACAUGCCACGUUUUGUACCUUUGUAGGUAUGUGCUACUGAAAGUUUGGAGCUUUUCCCUGGAACUGCAAUAAAAUAUCUCCAGGUUGAAUAACAAUUAUCGUUGCCCACUCUGGAAGACUGUGAUUUGUUAAGUCCCAGUUCACUAAAAUACGUGUUUAACUUUAAAUGCAGUCUAGCAAAUCACUUAAGGAUAUGCUGAACUGAGUGGGACUUCUGCAUCCAGUGAAGCGUGGAAGAGUGCUUUGGUGGAUUAGUGCCUCAGUUCUCAUCUUUUCAUUUCAGCUUAUACUUGUUCAAGCUAGGUGUGUCUUGGAGUAAACCCAGCAAAGCACAUGCCUGGACAUAUGAUACUGUCUUUCAGCACUUACAGCUAAAAAUUUAGGAAGAGUUCAUGGUCUGAUGGCAUUCCUGUACCAUCGCUCAGGCCUGAUGGCUUGCUUCUUUGUUUUUAGUUUUUCCUGCUGCAUUCAGAACAGGUUUUUCAGGCUUCCUCAGGUCAGGGAUGCACACCCUGUGCUACCAGGAAGAGACCUUUCAAUGAAUGCUGGAUCGAACGCUUCAAAUCUCUUUUAAAGAGAAAUCCUCCUGUAAGUAGCAGUGCAUUGAUUCCGUUGGUUUUCAGCAUCCUUCCUUUCUGGUUUGCUCUCUGCAGCUCUGCUUCUAUCCUGGAGUUGUUCUCGUUCUUUGAGGACUUAUUUUUCCACUUGGUUAUAGGAGUACAAAUUGGAAACAAGCCCAUAAAAACAGCAGAAUUCUGAGGGUUUUAAAUCAGAGGAGAUGAGGAGAGGAUGGGGUCUCUGCACUGGGGCUGUUCUGUCAGCCCCCUGGGGCAGUGCAGUGGGAGAUGGGCAGGUAGGGUUUGCAGGUAGUGAGGAGUUAGAGUGGUCAGCCUUCCUGUGGGCCUUAUGUCCGUAUUGCUUUGCUAAAUAAUACGGUUAAGUGCAAUCCUAUUGCUAACCUUCUGUACAUUCAACCUUGCUGAACACAAGUGACAUUACUGACUGAGCAAAAAGACCAGGUGGCAGCUCUGCUGGGGCAGAUGUCAGCAAUGCCAGUGCUGGUGUGCAUUUCUAUGGUUUUCUUUUUGCCAAAGAUCAGAACAGAAUCGGUACAUAUGCUGACCAGGACGAGGAUAAUUUCAUGCCCAUAGCCUGGUGUGUUUGGUACAGACAGCACAGGUUGGAGCUCUGACAAAAGCUUGUUUUGCCUGUGGUAAUUUUACUGUUCUCAUUUUCUCCAUUAAUUUAACCCUGAAUGCGUUAUUUUUUUUUUAACAUAUAGAAAAUAUAUCACCAUAGCUAAAAUAAUGGCCUCGCAUUUAAGAGGGCUGCUCUGAAAGUAAUGCCUCCAGUUUUAUGAUGUUGGCCCGUGCCAUCAGAAGUGGAAGUUGGUACAGCAGUGGAGGUUGGACCUUCCACAAAUAUCCCGUUAAUUCUGCUGCUGUGUGACAGAUGGCAGCAGAGGGGCAGGCUGACAAAUGACGUCUGACAUGGAAGUGCAUAUGA